Messenger RNA from Setaria italica (foxtail millet), 1143 nucleotides. Its product is annotated as probable indole-3-pyruvate monooxygenase YUCCA10. Lineage: Eukaryota; Viridiplantae; Streptophyta; Magnoliopsida; Poales; Poaceae. Bases 1 to 1143 code for a protein of 380 amino acids. Gene Ontology annotation, molecular function: flavin adenine dinucleotide binding; NADP binding; monooxygenase activity. The transcript has 4 exons. The record is from RefSeq and is a predicted model, not a curated record.
AUGGAGGAGCAGACUGUAGUCCUCAUCGUGGGCGCAGGCCCAGCAGGCCUUGCAACGGCAGCAUGCCUCACCCAACUCUCCAUCCCUUAUGUAAUCGUCGAGCGUGAGGAUUGCAGCGCAUCCCUGUGGCGCAACCGUGCCUAUGACCGCCUAAAGCUACACCUUGCAAAGGAGUUUUGCGAGUUGCCCCACAUGUCAUACCCGGCAGAUGCUCCAACCUACAUCCCAAAGGAUCAAUUCGUGAAGUACCUAGACAAUUACAUCGAGCGUUUCGACAUCCGGCCAAAGUACCAUACAGCCAUCGAGUCAUGCUCAUAUGAUGAAGUUAGAAAGUGUUGGUUUAGCAUGGCACGUGACGUGACAACAUCGGUGGCUGUUAGGUAUACAUCUAAGUUCCUUGUCGUGGCAAGUGGUGAGAACAGUGCAGAGAACAUUCCGAUGAUCCCUGGGCUGCAAAGCUUUGCUGGAGAGGUUAUCCACUCAUCAAGAUACAAAUCAGGUUCCUCCUACUCAGGAAAGAAUGUACUGGUGGUAGGGUGUGGCAACUCUGGAAUGGAGAUCGCCUAUGACCUUGCGUCUCAUGGUGCCAACACAUCCAUUGUUAUUCGCAGCCCAGUACAUGUAGUGACAAAAGAAAUAAUACGGCUGGGCAUGACUUUGGUCCAACAUACACCAGUGAAUAUUGUAGAUGAUUUUCUCGUAAGAAUGUCAAAUUUUGUGUUUGAUGACCUGUCAAGGCAUGGCAUUGUGAGGCCAAAACUAGGUCCUCUCCUCCUCAAGGCAGAAACAGGUCGAUCGCCUGUCAUUGAUGUUGGGACGGUUGGUUUAAUUAAGAAUGGCACUAUCAAAGUGCUUGGAAAUAUUUCCAAAAUCAAGGGCAACAUAGUUGAAUUUGAAGGCAGGAAAGAAAGCGCUUUUGAUGCCAUUGUGUUUGCAACCGGAUAUAAAAGCACCGCCAAUAUGUGGCUUAAGAAUGGGGAAAGUAUGUUGAAUAAUGAUGGAUUGCCUAUGAAAGAAUUCCCAAAUCAUUGGAAGGGUGCAAAUGGGCUCUAUUGUGCUGGUUUGGCGAAGAGAGGCCUGGCUGGUAUUGCCAUGGAUGCCAAGAAUAUUGCCAAUGACAUCUCGUCGAACUACCAUGCAUAA